AUGAUGACUAUUGUGACUGUCCAGACGGCAGUGAUGAACCUGGCACCUCGGCUUGCUCAUUUAUAUCCUCCCUCUCUCCCACUCCCAGGCUUUUACUGCAAGAAUAAAGGCCAUGUCCCUCUUUAUGUCAACUUCCAGAGAGUCAACGAUGGGGUCUGUGACUACGACAUAUGCUGUGACGGAAGUGAUGAGUGGGCACACGUUGGCGGUCUAAAAUGCGAGGAUAAAUGCAAGGAGAUCGGAAAGCAAUGGAAGAAGACCGAAGAGGAGAAAGAUAAAUCAUACGCUACAGCUUUACGAAAACGCAAGGAACUCGUUGCCAAGUCAUCCAAAACGAAACGGGAAAUGCAGGAGCGAAUUUCCGUUCUUGAGAAGGAAGCCCAGGAGCUUGAAGUUUCAGUCAAGGACCUCGAGGCAGAGUUGGAGACUGUCCGAGCAAACAACAGGGGUAAAUCAGCUGGUGGUCAGAAACAAGGAAAGGCCUAUGAGCUGGCACAACUUGCAAAGACUAGGACUGAUACCCUCCGAACCGUACUAGCGGAAGUACACCACCAAAGGGAUCAAGUGGUAAAUCUCUUGCGUGAGGCCGAGGGGAUACUUUCCAAAUUUAAAGAAGAGUAUAACCCGAACUUCAACGACGAGGGUGUAAAACGUGCUGUGCGUAGUUGGGAGGACUACAUUGCACGAAAGGAAGAAGGGGACGGUGACCUCUUUGGGGAUGCCGACCUCUUUGAUGCCCUUAAACCCGAGCACGAUGAACCAUUCAACGACCCGGAACAGUGGGCGGAAGAAGCCGAAGUCGGGUUAAUAUACAAGUUGGCAUAUUUCUUGCCUGCUAGUGUUGUGAACUCCAUCGAAGAUAGCCUUUCCGGCCUCCGAUCCGCAUUGGUCUCGAACGGCCUUCUUGCAGAUAAUUCACUUGAUAGUGACUCGAAUGAACCACGAGCAGUGAAAGAAGCCAGAGACCGAGUUUCUAACGCACAGUCUUCUCUUGACUCGAAAAAAUCAGAAAUCAAGAGACACAAAGGCGACCUCGAACAUGACUUUGGCGCUGACUCUGUUUUCCGAGCACUCAAGGGAGAAUGUAUCUCCAAGGAUUCAGGCGAGUAUACUUAUGAACUCUGCUGGAUGGAGCAGACUAAGCAGAAAUCCAAGAAAGGCCGUGGAGAUACGACGAUGGGCAAUUUCGAGAAGAUCUCCUCCAUGGUUGUGGACGAGGCCACCCCAUCUGGCCAAAUUGUACAGAAAACGAAGGUCACGCUCUUGUACACCAACGGCCAAUCAUGCUGGAACGGCCCCUCUCGAUCGACGACAGUGAUUCUGGAGUGUGGUGAGAACAACGAGCUGACGAAAAUCUCAGAGGACGAGAAGUGUAUCUACUCUAUAUUCGUGACCACCCCCGCAGUCUGUGACUCUCCAGGGAAGAAUGAGGCGGAAAGCAGCGGAAAGGAUGAGCUAUAA
Molecule: messenger RNA, 1461 nt
Organism: Arthroderma uncinatum
Lineage: Eukaryota; Fungi; Ascomycota; Eurotiomycetes; Onygenales; Arthrodermataceae
Product: glucosidase 2 subunit beta
Exons: 3
Coding region: 1-1461 (486 amino acids)
Biological process (GO): N-glycan processing
Cellular component (GO): glucosidase II complex
Source: RefSeq, a predicted model, not a curated record